Molecule: messenger RNA, 672 nt
Organism: Cavenderia fasciculata
Lineage: Eukaryota; Evosea; Eumycetozoa; Acytosteliales; Cavenderiaceae
Exons: 2
Coding region: 1-672 (223 amino acids)
Biological process (GO): negative regulation of transcription by RNA polymerase II; chromatin organization
Cellular component (GO): pericentric heterochromatin
Molecular function (GO): chromatin binding
Source: RefSeq, a predicted model, not a curated record
AUGGAGAAAGACAAAGAGAACGCGAACGAGAAAGAGAAAGAGAAUGAGAGAGAGAAAAGAAAAAAAAGGAAAGAGAAAGAGAAAGAGAACAGAAAGAGAAAGAGAAGGGAGAGAGAGAGAGAUAGACAACGAGAAAGAGAUAAAACUAAAAGAAAGGAUGGUACUCAAGACUUGGAUGAUAGAAACAAAAAGAAGAUUAGAAAAGAUGAUGGUAAUGACAAGAGAAAAUCAAGAGAUGAAAGAGAUCAUCAUAUCGAUAGAGAUAGAGAAUUAAAGAAAACUAAAACUGGCCCAUCAGAUUCUUCCUCUUCCUCCUCUUCCAACUCUCAUUCUUCAUCUCAUUCCAACUCUCAUUCAUCAUCAUCAUCAUCGUCACACAAGAAAACAUCACUUCCAUCAUCUCCUCGAUCACAUUCUUCAUCGUCGUCAUCAUCAUCAUCGACACCAAAACCUACAAAAGAGGAUGAUGGUUCCGAUUCGGAAUCUGAAGACUACGAAGUCGAGGCAAUCAUUGAUAAAAGACCAACAAAGGAUGGAAAAGUAGAAUAUCUUUGUAAAUGGGAAGGUUGGGAUGUUAAAGAUGCUUCAUGGGUACUCGAAGAUGACUGUGACUGUCAAGGUUUAAUUCAAAAAUAUCUUGCAACUCUUCCAAAGAAAAAAGAUCAUAAAUAA